GAGAGCUGAAUUCACGUAACACCAUUAGAAAAAAACUUGACAAAAAAAAAGUUAGUAAAUUAGAUAUUGUGUUUCUUCUCCAUACACAGACUCUCGAGGAUCUCUCCACAAAAUUUUUUUUCCUUCACAAAAGACAGAAAUUUCCAUGCAAAUCUCCAACCAGUUUGUUUCUCAAUGAAGAAAAUGGAAGAUGAUCAUCAUCACAGGAAGAACAUCAUCAUGUUACUAACUCUUGUUUUCUACCUUUCAUCCAUUAUCUCUUGAUCAAACUCACAUUCUUUUAAAACGCCAAAAUUAAUGUCUUUGGUGAAUCCCUCAGCUGGACGUGCAUUCAUAUGGAUCGUCACUUGUUUUCUCUUCUUCUCCAUUAUCAGCGGUGGCGGCUGUCUUUUGAUGUACAUGAUCCUCCCUGAAAGCGAAUCCACCGAAUGGCUACCUAUCACCGGUUUGUCCUUGGUUUGCCUCCCUUGGUUCUUCUGGCUAUUAACUUUCUUCUAUAGAGUUAUCUCACGUGCAUGUGGUUAUAGAGUCUCCCUUGGUACUGGUGCGGAUGUAGGCACCAAUAACGUAAAUGACAAUAAUAACAAUAACAACAAUAAUGCAUCAUCUGCUGAAUCCCCUCGGCAGGAUGUGGGAGAACGAGGUAAUGAGGACAACAACAAUGUUGAUCAAAGAAAAAGCAAUUCAUCGUCCAACAACUCAAUAGUAUCUCGUGAGAGUGAAAUGCCAUUAGCCAUAACAAUGGCAUCGUAAAGCUAGCUAAAGAUUUGAGUUCCAUUGAAGAUGGGUUUAGUUAUUCCAUAUGGAGGAAGAGAAUUUAAGUCAUUAAUUACCUCCGUUUAAAAUGAGAACAUUGAUCUUUGUUGAUCUUUAAUGAGUGUAUAUAUGGUAGCGAUGUUGUCCAUGCAAAUGUAAGAAAAGAGCAGUCCUCGAUUGAGCAUCAAGGGUGGUCGAUAAACUUGGAAACAUUAGACUUGUUUUUCUCAAAUGUUGCAUACAACAGGUAAUAGGAUAUAGCUAGGUGGUGAAUGGUUUUAAUUUUCUUUUUUUUUCAAACUCCUUGUAAUAGUUGAAAUUUUACUUCAUUGCAUAUUUUGAACCGUGUUUCUACUCUUGGAAUUAUGAUCUUUAGCAACCCAAGUUUUGUUCUUAGAUAUCAUAUGAAGUUCCUUUUACACAAACAUUAGUGAAUGUAUCUUUU
Molecule: messenger RNA, 1201 nt
Organism: Cucumis melo (muskmelon)
Lineage: Eukaryota; Viridiplantae; Streptophyta; Magnoliopsida; Cucurbitales; Cucurbitaceae
Exons: 1
Coding region: 298-753 (151 amino acids)
Source: RefSeq, a predicted model, not a curated record